This is a messenger RNA of Agelaius phoeniceus (red-winged blackbird), 2895 nucleotides long. NCBI's taxonomy places the organism in Eukaryota, Metazoa, Chordata, Aves, Passeriformes, Icteridae. The record is from RefSeq and is a predicted model, not a curated record.
GAGCCGAGAGCGGAGCCGGAGCCGGUGCGGGGCCGGUCCCGCCAUGGAGGAGCCGGGCUGCGGGGCGCAGUUCCGCGCCGCCGUGCAGGUGAUCCAGGGGCUGCCGCGGAGCGGUGCGUACCGGCCCUCGUACGAGGAGAUGCUGCGCUUCUACAGCUACUACAAACAGGCGACGGCGGGGCGCUGCCAGGGCCCGCGGCCCGGCUUCUGGGACCCCAUCGGCCGCUACAAGUGGGACGCGUGGCACAGCCUGGGCGCGAUGUCCAAGGAGGAGGCGAUGGCCGCGUACGUAGCGGAGAUGAAGAAGGUGGCACAGAAGGUCAUUGACACCGUGCCCAUGGACGAGAGCACGCAGGAGAUGUUCCGCUACUUCGAGCCGCUCUACGAGGUCAUCCACGACCUGCCCCGGCCCCCCGAGUCCUUCUUCAGGAGCACAGCGGAGAGCCAGGGACAGCAGGAUGGCACCAGCCAGGAUGGCACAGAGAGCAGCCCAGCUCCAGAGAGCCCCAGGGACGCCCUGCCUGGGCAGCAGCAGCAGGGGCCAGGACCUGGGCUGGCUCCUGCCCCCGAGGGGACCCAGGUGACGAGUGACUCUGAUGGGGACACGUUCAGUGAAACCCUGGAGCAGAUGGAGCCUGAGAAGGCCAGGCAGGUGCGGGGGCUCACCCCAAAAACCCCCCAGGCUGGGCCUGAGCCCCUCAGUGCUGGGCAGGGCGAGCGGGGCGAAGGCAGAAGAGCCGAGGGGAGCAGCAGCACAGACCUGCCAGCCCUGGGCUCCGACACAGGCUGCCUGACCUUGGCAGUGAGCUUGUCCCCAGGCCAGGCUGGGCUGUCCCCAGGGCUGGCAGCGAGUCCCUGCCUGUGUCCUGCUCCCUGCCUGGAUUAUCCAGGGGUUUGCCGGCCUGAUCUGGGGCCUUUGCUGGGCCCAGGCAUGAGUUGCUCUGGCCCUGGGUGUCCAGCCCAGUGGUGGCACCUUCACCAGGUGUCACCAGGUGACCCACAGCACCCACCCCAUUGGUGGGCUGGCCACCCACUGCCACCACCAGGCAGUGUCACAGUGGUGCAUGGCCCUGGGGACAUCCUGUGGGUGGGCAGGUGCCCCGUGGGAGUCGCUGCCCAGCGGUGGGUGGCAGCGCGGGGCGGGCAGUGCCAGCCUGGCCUGGCAGCCGUGUGCCCGUGGCUGUGCCCGCAGAUGUGCGGCUGCCCGUGGGGAGCAGCCCCGAGCCGGGGCUGCCGGCGGAGCUGGAGGCGCACGUGGCCGGCGCGGUGCGGGCGCUGCAGGAGGAGCUGCGGCGGGUGCGGGAGCGGCUCAGCCGCCUGGAGACGCUCGGGGCUGCCCAGGGGGAGACAGACCCCAGCCCGGCACUCGCUCCACAGGCCGUGUCCCGGUGGCGCCUGCCCGUGUCCCCACGCACGCUGCUCUUCCUGGCCACCUGGCCCUUCGUCACCCAGUGGCUGCUGCGCCACUGGCAGGGCAGGAAGAGGUGACCCCCGACCACCGCCACCGCCAGCCCUCCUCGCCAUCCCGCUUCGCACGGAGCCACGCGGGAACCGCCUCAGCAGCCACCGGGACACCGGCACCGACACUGAGGGCCAGCACCGGCCCCCGCGCCGCCACCACGCACAGCCGGAGCCGGAGCAGCCCCGGGCCCGGCCCGGCCUCACCAGGGACAUCACCGAGCCUGCCUCAAUUAAAGUCGCAUUUUCGGUUCAGCCCCGCUGCCUGUGCCCGCCUGCCAGGGGAGGGGAGUGCGGCCAAACGCUCCGGCCCCAGCCACUGUCCCCAGCUGGUCACCCCCUGUCCCUGCUUGGUCACCCCCUGUCCCCCUGCCGGGUCCGUCUCCAGGCCCCAGCCUGCCCCCCCCCGGCCGGGUGCAAUGCCCACCCUGAGGGUGCCACCGGCCCCCGUUCGGGAGGCGGCGGUGGGGAAGCCCCAGGGCUCCCCGGGACCUCCGUGAGGGGGUGCCCGGUGCGGGGCUGGGCAGGGCGGGUUCCACCCGCGGGUUCCUCCCCCCGUGAGGCCGCGGCUGCCCCGGGGCCCUCCUGUGCUGCUCCCCCUCAGACAUGGAGCCCCCCCCGGCCCGGCCAUGGCUCCCCCCGCCGUGUGUCCCUCAGCGGGGCCCUCAAACCCUGCCAGCCCCCCCGAACAUGGGGCCCGAGGGGGACAUCGCCACCGUGGCUGGGGGUGGCAGGGCCGGGAACGGGAUCGGGACCGGGACCGGCACAAGGCCCGGGGCCUCCCCAUCCCCCUCCUUCGCCGUGCCCCUCCCCCCGCACCCCCCGGGCUUCGGGAGCGCGGCUCCGCACCGCCCCUGCGAAAAGGGACGCGGCGCCUUUAAGAGAGGACUUCUUUCCGCUUCGGUUUGUUUACAUCUCCCUCCGCCAACUGCAGCACCGCCGCACUCCACACGGCACCGGGAUCCUUCCGCUCGCCCCCUUCCCCCCCGGGCCUGCGCACCCCCGAAGCCCCUCCCGGGCCCCCUACAGCCCAGUCUGGCUUGGCUCGGCCCGGCCCGGCCCUGUACAACCCCCCCGGUCCCGGGGCCGCAGCAUGGUCGGCGGAACCUCCGCCGCGCAGGGACUCUUUUCGGACCGUGCCACAGCCCCGCCGCGGGGGGAACGCGCGCGCUGCCCUCGGCGCGGACCUGAAGGUCGCGGGGCGCGCGCGUCCCCGCGCACGGGGACUCCCCCGCCUCGUGGUACGGCCCGGUCCCGCCUUCUCCCCCUCGCGAUUGGUGGCGCCGCGCAGGAGUGACGGCCAUCCCAGCCAAUGGCGACCAGUCCCCGCAACGGCCAGGGGCGUGUCCCGGCGGGCCAGCCCGCCCCCCGCGCCCGCUGAUUGGCCGCGAGGCGGCACCGCCCGCGCGCUCGGGGCCGUGGCGGCGGCGCGGGUUG